Effrenium voratum is the source of this 672-nucleotide messenger RNA. NCBI's taxonomy places the organism in Eukaryota, Dinophyceae, Suessiales, Symbiodiniaceae. The record is from the annotation of a GenBank genome assembly.
AUGCGGCGCCUGCGCCGUGAACCGGUUGGCGAGAGCGCAAGCUACACGAGCCUUCGCUGCAUGGCCUACGCGGAGUUGCUGGGUGGCGACGAGGCCACCGCAGAAGCUCGGCGAAAAUUGGAUACUGCGACCGCGGGCUGGAAAUGGCGCGAAGCAUUCCAGCAUCUCAGCGCAGAAGAGAUUGUCAAAGCGUGGGUGGCUGCUCGCAACCGGGCUGGAGCUCUGCACCUCUACCCCGACGUGGUGCCAUGCUUGGAGGGGCUGGCUUCAUCUGGAGCCAUGGUUGGAGCUAUCACCAACGGUGCUGGCAAUCCGAGCGAUAUCCCGCCUUUGGCCGACUUUUUUCAUUUCUGUGUCUCUGCAGAGGAGGAUACAAUUUUCCCACACCGCAAGCCUUCUCCGGUGAUUUUCGAGGAGGCGCUUGCCCGUGCUCGCGCACUUGGCUGGAGUGGCAAGACAGAGUGGUGGCAUGUGGGCGACGACCUUGCCACAGAUGUGGCAGCUGCUUCCCGUGUGGGCAUGAGGACGGUGCAUGUGGACCGCCCCGGCCAGACGGAGAACCGCUUCAGCGUCAGCUCCAAAGAGGAGCUCGCAGCGCGACAGGCCGGGGCAGCGCCUUGGCUAUGUCAGAGGCUCGAGGCCAGGUCUCAAAUGGCUGUGGGUCAAACAUAG